GUAAACACACCAAAAAGGAAACAUAAUUAAAAAAUAUCAAUCAGAUUGCAUAAAAUCUUAUCUCUAUAAGUUUUCCUACGAAUUUACGUGCCAGUCAAGUCGAUAAAAAUGCUAUGGCUAUCUAGGAUACUACGUGGAGUUAGUCCAUUCUCCAUCUUCUUAAUGGACCAGAAGAACAACCCAGCUCUGAAAGGCAUUUCAAUAGCCAGUCGAGCACAGGUAUUGUCAAAGAUGUAUAAUGAACUUCCCCAGAAACAGCGUCGCGACCUUCAAAAACGUGCAAAAGCUUAUCCUAGUUUAAAGAAAAAAGUUACAAAGACUCGACGAACCAAAAGGCCCAAUAGUGAUUUUUCAAAUUUCGUGAAGGCAAACUAUAACAAAGUCAAGGAUCUCAAUUACAAGCAGCGUUUUUCUGCUCUUUCACAGCUAUAUGAACUUCAGAAGCCAGUGGAUUUGGCUAAUGAGUUGAAAGGCCUGGGUCUAGAUGAUGGCAAAAUUCAAUCGACACUUAACGAAAUGAAAAAAAAGGGUAUCAAAAGAGUCAUCAAGGUUCCAAAAGUUUCAAAGGCUGUUAAUAGGAUCAAAAAAACCAAGAAUGUCCCAAAGCCCCGGAGCAAGAGCUCGACUAAGAAAUAGCCAAAUGAAGGUCUGCACAUUGUUAUGUCUAAAAUUACUUUCUCUUGAAAUAUUAUCUUUAAUAGAUUAGUGUGAUAUUUCAUUAUUUAGACUUCAUGUAGAACAAUAGAUAAUCUUGUUAGUGUAUGUUCUUACAAAUUUAAUUGUCAUUUCUUUUAUUAAUAAUGUUUUAGCUUUUGUUACGGUUUGUUGACUUCGCACAGUUUUGUAAAUCUUGAGAUUUAAAUAAAUGCGUAGUCCUUCGAAGAGUGUUCGAAUACGUCAUUUUUACGGAGCUCUUCUUUUUUAGCUCACUUUAUAUUACGUAAUUUAUUCUAUUAGGACAAAGCACAGCAAUAAGGGUAAACAAAAUACGGAGUAUAUAUAAAAAAAUCCCUCCUGAAAUUGUUAUGGCUUUGCUAGAAAAGAUAUUAAUUAGAAAACCAACAGUUAGUGAGGCUUAGUUUAGUAAUGUAACUUUUCGUGUUCGCAAACAACCUCUUCUUGGAUUUUUUUCAGAGCAGAUAAACAUAUAUAUCGCUUUGUCUGUGAUAUACUAAGAAAAGGAUUAUCGAGCGAACUCUAGAAAUUCGAUUUAAAAAGGUUAACAGAGGACAUAAAUUGAAAGCACAAGGGAAUGAGAUUUAAGUUGAGUCACCUCUUGUUUAACUUCCAUUUUGCAUCAGACCGCUAAACAUCCUGUUUUAAUAUGAUUUUUUUCCGUCUUGUCAUGAUUCUCUUUGGCUUUAGAGAUGACAUAUUAUACGAUUUACGGAACUAUAAGUCCUUUCAUUUUCUCGAACUGUAAUAAAAGCUUACAUUAUUUCAUUUCCUAUAACCUUAUUCUACUAAGCUCUAGAUGUACUACUGAUAGUUUUCUUUUUUGUUAGCUUACUCAGUGUUAAUUUUUGACUUACAUAUGUAUAUAUAUUUAUAUAUUUAUAAAUAUAUAUAGAUAUAUAUGCAUUUUGUGUAUGUAUAGGGUGAAUGGAGACAAGAUUUCGUUU
Phytomonas sp. Hart1 is the source of this 1622-nucleotide messenger RNA. The record is from the annotation of a GenBank genome assembly. Lineage: Eukaryota; Euglenozoa; Kinetoplastea; Trypanosomatida; Trypanosomatidae.